Molecule: messenger RNA, 1392 nt
Organism: Alternaria arborescens
Lineage: Eukaryota; Fungi; Ascomycota; Dothideomycetes; Pleosporales; Pleosporaceae
Exons: 3
Coding region: 1-1392 (463 amino acids)
Source: RefSeq, a predicted model, not a curated record
AUGAUGCUUCACUCACUUCUAGCAGUACUUGUCUCUCUAACCUCCUGGACACCGCCGGUAUCCGCCUCGCUCAGGAUAACAGCUAACCACCAUUCCUUCGGUGGUGUCAACUACCCACAACUCCAAUUCUUCGCCCCCCAACACCGCGAUGACAGCAUCCGUGAAAUCGUCAAAAGCGGCGCGCGAGUAAUCCGCCCAUUCAUCCGUCCAGAUGCCCAACACCCGGACCCAGAAGGCGAGCUAGGGGGCUUCGACAAAUCUCUCUUGGACCAAUUCGACGACACACUAGCCGCCAUCCACCAUCUGUCAAAGGGGCAGGUUAAAGUCAUCAUCGCACCCCAUGACGCACAUGCGCUUCGUGGCUCAAAUGACGUUCCUUGUGAUGCCUACUGUCAGAAACUCGACGGUGCCUUUUUGGAUUUUUACAGCAGCGAAGAGUACCGCAAUCUCUACAAAACACGCCUCGAAGUCUUCUUCAAACACUACCCUUCCAGGAACUUUGAUGGGCGGCCCUGGGGCUCCCUCUCUGAAGUCAUCUUGGGUGUUGAUCUGCAGAACCAGCCAUUUUCUGGCAUCAGCCCGAUACCGUCCGGCGAAUCCUGGCUGUGUGAUAUGGCCUCGUAUCUGAAAUUUAGCAUCGGACUUGAUAGUGCCGGUAUUGCGGUUAUCAGUGGUGGGGUCUCUGGACCACAAAGUGUGGAUGGGAACGAGAAUUUCCCAGACAGCGUCUUCGACUGCAAGGCUAUUGACGUCAUUGGCAUCCAUGGGUAUUUUGACAAGACGGCGGAGAGAACGGCGGGGACGCCGUGGGCGGAGAUGUUCUUACCGGGGGACACGCUGACAGGGAGGGCAAUGGGCAAAGGGAAGAAAGGAAAAGAGGGCAAAUUAUUGUUGGUGGAGGAAUGGACGUAUGUGCACAACUCCGACUUUGGCUUGUUCUACAAGAAAGAAGCGGUUUUUGAUCAGGGGAAUGCGCUGAAUUAUCGGGGAAUUCCUUGGAUAUACUCUCACCUAACCACCCUUUCCGAGGGAAAGACCUCGCGUAUCAACCCCAUCCAUCCCACCUACACCACCUGGACCGCCCUCACGGACGUCCUCAAACGCUCGGUAACAGCCCGUAGUAAUUUCAACUGGACUAAGUACCUCUCCCCACCCGUUUCCAUCAUCCCGCCUUCUGCCGACGAAAAAACAGCGCAGCACCUCCAAGCCAUGCUCACAGGCUCCAACAAUCAAGAAUGGAAACUGCAGCCCCUGGGUCUUUCCAACGUCUCAAGCGUAGUCUUGAACCCUUACAUCAUCGAGCAGAGCGAUUGCACCUUCGGCUGUCUCGGCCACUUCCUGGUAGAGUGGGGCAGCGGUGCAAUAGCAAAGCAGUUUGCCAAUCGCAUCUGA